UUCAUCUGUUGUCUGAAAUUGAUGUCGAUAGCAAAAUGAUUUAUUCAAAAUAGUAGUUAUUAUAGUGAAUCCCUUUUACUGAAAAAUAGUACUUAUGGUGUUAAACAUUAGUCCGAAUAAGGGCCAUAGUUUCCAACUAUGUAAAACGUAUAUAACAUUUAGGCAAUACAAUACCAAGGUUACACCUGUUGUUGGGAAACUCCGAACCGAAGGUGACGUCACAGUCGCAGAUUGAACCCAGAAAGAACAAAUAAUAAAUUGACUAGCUAAUACUAUGGAUGGCGAUGAUGACUAUUUGCAAGACGAGCUUGGAACGGAAAGUUCCCAAAGUGAUGAUGAUGAGCUUCCCAUGGAAAUGGAGAACGCGGAAUCCGCGUCAAUUCAUGAUCGUCAUGACGAUGAAGAAUUUCAGUACGAAGUUUUAACAGCUGAUCAAAUUGUCCAGUUUAUGGUAGACUGUAUAAAAGAAGUAAAUGCAGUUGUUCAGAUUCCAGCUACCAUUACAAGAAUUUUGUUGAAUCAUUUUCGAUGGGACAAGGAAAAGCUCAUGGAAAGGUACUAUGACAGUGAUCAAGAGGGACUAUUUAAUGAAGCUCACGUUGUCAAUCCUCAUCGGAGAGAAGUUGUUGUUAAGGGAAAGAGAACAACCCGUUCUACAGCUGCGGCCGCUGCAUCUGCCUCCCACGACAACGUCAUGUGUGAGAUCUGCUGUAUUCCAGCAGAUUGUGUGGAGAUGACCGGUCUGGAGUGUGGCCACCAGUUCUGUAAGAAGUGUUGGGAAGAUUACCUCACAGCUAAAAUCUGUGAUGAAGGCAUGGGUCAGACGAUAUCGUGUGCAGCGUUCGCUUGUGAUAUCCUUGUAGAUGAUGCCACAGUCAUGUCCCUUAUUAAAGAUGCAAGAGUAAAAUUAAAAUACCAGCAUAUAAUAACAAAUAGCUUUGUAGAGUGCAAUAGGCUUCUACGUUGGUGCCCAGCUCCAGACUGUGGCCAUGUUGUGAAAGUAGCGUAUUUUGACACAAAACCAGUUACCUGUGUCUGUGGUCAUAUAUUUUGUUUUUCCUGUGGAGAAAACUGGCAUGAUCCAGUACGGUGUAAAUGGCUUCGCAAGUGGAUCAAGAAAUGUGAUGAUGACAGCGAAACCUCCAACUGGAUUGCUGCCAAUACGAAGGAAUGUCCGAAAUGCCAUGUGACGAUAGAAAAAGAUGGAGGCUGUAACCACAUGGUUUGUAAAAACCAGAACUGCAAAGCUGACUUCUGCUGGGUUUGUCUUGGUCCGUGGGAGCCCCACGGCUCAUCAUGGUACAACUGUAACCGGUACAAUGAAGAUGUAGCAAAGAAAGCUAGAGAUGCACAGGAGAAAUCAAGAUCUGCCCUGCAGCGUUAUCUAUUCUACUGCAAUAGAUACAUGAACCAUAUGCAGAGUUUGAAAUUUGAAAGCAAGUUGUAUGCAUCUAUUCGUAACAAGAUGGAGGAGAUGCAACACCACAACAUGUCGUGGAUCGAAGUUCAGUUCCUCAAGAAGGCUGUCGACGUUCUCUGUUUGUGUCGGCAGACACUCAUGUAUACCUAUGUCUUUGCUUUCUACUUGAUGAAAAAUAACCAAUCCAUUAUCUUUGAGGAUAACCAAAAAGACUUAGAGAAUGCAACCGAACAGCUGUCAGAGUAUCUGGAACGGGAUAUCUCCUCAGAAAUGCUAGCAGACAUCAAACAGAAAGUGCAAGAUAAAUAUAGGUAUUGUGAGAGUAGAAGAAAGGUGCUACUAGACCACGUUCACGAAGGGUAUGAGAAAGAGUUGUGGGAGUAUAUCCAGGAGAUAUGACAGCCACCGCUAGAUUCUUUCUUCAGUCGUUCGGAGCCGCACCUCGGCUCUUUGUUCUGUCAUUCUGUGUUCCAUGGGACGGCCUGGCUUUAACCCCAGCACUGCUAACAUGUAAAAUGACAAAGCCCCAUCCAUAAUGGUGUGCGUUGUUUGCAAAUAUUUGCCAUACUUAAUCAAAUUCAGGAAGCUUGAGUUACGAGUGGAACAUGUUUUUCCUGGGUUUUUUUUUUUAUUAUCCAAUCAAGCCAUGUUACUGUAUUAAUAUUGAAAAGCAUGUAUUUUAUUUAAGCAUGUAUGUUUUAUUUCGGAUAAAACUGAUAGCGAUGGUAAUAUGUUCCUAAAGUGAAAUUUUGUUAUUUUUGUUUGUUUAACGAGCUAUGAACCAGUGCUUAUUUAAAGACUUGUUUAAGUGUAUAUGAAAUACUUACAAUCCUUUUCACAAUUAGUUAUGUUAUCUGAUAUGACACUAACAAACAGCACACCAAAACAAACAUGUUUUAAUAACAUUGUAAAAUGUUAAAGAGCUCUAGUAUAGCCCAAGUUUGUUUUGGAUGGAAAACGGAAAUGAAAUCAAAAGGAGUUAAAAAAGUAGUUUUUCUGAUCUGCAUUGGGGGUUUUAUGUGUACAAUUAUUGUGUUUUUCGGGCUGCAGUGAAGUGAUUUAAGUGGCCAUGUUCACAAUUAGUGCUGCUCUUGCAAUAAUUACGAUGAUGGCUCACUCCAUGAGAGAAACAAUAACAAAAACUUGAUGGGUUUAAUUUACAAGGCCUGUUUUCGUCUUGUCCACAUGAUUAAACACCUGUGUUUCAGAAAAACACGUUUCAUAAAUUUGGCUUAAUACAGGCUUCUGAGAAUUGAAAAUCUGUGUGACCCAUUUAUCAGUUACGCAGAAAUAAAUCCAUGUCACCCAUUUAGUUUUUUGCGUAACCUGUUUUAUCCAUGUAAAUGGUGCUAGAAAUUUUGCGCAUACGAAAAAUAGUUGUUUUUUUUCUCACAAAAUUAUACUUGCGCAAUUUGCAAUUUUCACAGGCAUGCAACAUGUUAAACGUUCAUUGUCUUAUUGAAUAAUUUCAGUACUUUCCAACUCAACUCUUGUGUAAGCAUUAAAAAAACCUCAAAACAUCUUACUUGUUAUUUCACUUAGAAAGAAAGAUCACUGUUGUUUAAAACAAUUAAAGGUUUCUUUAGGAUUUACUCCCAUUGCCCUCCCCUCCUUAUUUGCAAGAGGCAGAAUAUACUCCUGUUUUUAUUAUUAACAUAUAACUGCCAGAGUAAGCAAAAUGAUGACUAAAAAGUGCAAAACCUCAGUUAACACUGAUCAUGUUAUGCUUGUAAAAUGUUUAAAGUUUAAAACUGUCUGGUUUUGUCUUAUAGUGGUCUCAUUAAGUUUUUACUCUACAUUUUAUGACAUGUUAGUUGCUGGUUUUUUAGUAUUGUAUCAUAACUACACUUUGCCAGUUGAGAGUUUUUACACUGCCCUACACAUUGUUAACUUGACUUAUCUGGCAUAUAUCUUUGAUGUAAUAAAAUGUAACAAAGGAGUCUUAUUUAAAAGAUGGCAUCUAUCUCAGGGUGUAUACUGUUGCGAAUAAAAAGUAUGUUUUAUUACAAAUUUGCCAUAAAGCUAAUUAGAAAGUUGUGUACAUUGUUUGUAGAUGUGCCACCAUUUUUGCUGUUUUGCCAAAUGAAACUUGAAUUUGCUGUCAAUCUGCUCAUCAGAUUUAUCUAAUUGCUGCUACUUUAAAUCCUGCUCUCUCUGGUUGGUUGUGUCAUAAAUAUAUUAUCUAUUUAAAAGAUGGCUGCAUGCUGGCAGUGUAAUUAAUCAAAAUAUUGGGGUGUUAUGUGGCCUCAUGAAAUGGAAUGAUGCAAGUUGAUUUUGUAGAUACUUUGUAGAUUUCAUUAAUGUCAGGCAAUUGAAGUGACAUAUUAUCUGGUAAAUAAAUAUGUAUAUGAAA
Messenger RNA from Gigantopelta aegis, 3773 nucleotides. RefSeq names its product E3 ubiquitin-protein ligase arih1-like. Gene Ontology annotation, biological process: protein polyubiquitination; positive regulation of proteasomal ubiquitin-dependent protein catabolic process; ubiquitin-dependent protein catabolic process. Gene Ontology annotation, molecular function: zinc ion binding; ubiquitin conjugating enzyme binding; ubiquitin protein ligase activity. Bases 275 to 1819 code for a protein of 514 amino acids. Gene Ontology annotation, cellular component: nucleus; ubiquitin ligase complex; cytoplasm. The record is from RefSeq and is a predicted model, not a curated record. The transcript has 14 exons. Lineage: Eukaryota; Metazoa; Mollusca; Gastropoda; Neomphalida; Peltospiridae.